CAUACAAACAGACAGUGUAGUAACCAGUCAGUGCCGUGUCUAGUUCAGCUUCACAUCAUCGCACCGUGAGCAGCAAGCAAAGCAGCAGUAUAGUAAAUAAGACGAAGUAGUAAAGCAGACGGCAGAAAAGUCCAAAACGGAAAGAGUGCAAAAGUGUGUUACAGAAGAACCAGUUAAAUGCUCAAGCCUUGAAUAUACACGCACGAUUAUUCGUCCCCUUGCCGUGCGUCGCCAUAGGUUUGCAAAAAAAGCGAAAAUUCGAUCGACAAGGUGUGUUUUUCUCGCCGCGCUGUUCCAAUCCAGUGAAAAAUCGACCGUUUUUGGUGUCACUACUGUGCUUUAAUUGUGUUAAACGAUCACCUGUUCGAGAGUUAAGUUUGUGCGAUUAUCGUGAAAAGAAAACCCAAAGGGGGCAGUAAAGCGAAGGAAAAAAUCUGCCAAGAGUAGAGAUUUUUCGGUUCGAUUAAUUUCGGUCUUUCAUUCUUCAAGAUUCAACCACCUAGUAAACGGUUGCUGUGCAACUUAUAUUUUACUUACACUAUUGUUUAACGUGGAAAGGAAAAGUGUGAUUUUAGUGUUUCUACUGCCAGUUGCAGUUUUCCCCAGGAUUGCCUGCAGCGCAGCAGAUAAGGAACGCAGAUAGCCAUUUGUAAAAUCAAUAGCUAAUCAGAAGGUUACAAUGUGACUAGUUAAUGCCUGACUUAAAAGAUAUUCGAAAUGUCGUCCAAGGAUGCUUCAAGAACCUUUUUCGCAAUCAUAUGUAAUAUAACGUACUCUCGAUAUCGAAGUUGACCUGUACAGUAGAUUCUGUAAUUCCCUGCAGCAGAAAACAGAAGAAAAUCUGCUGAUCGCAGCACAGCAGCGCAAUACACACGAUCCAUUGUGUGUUUCAGCAGCACUCUUUAGUUGUUGCUAGUGCUGGUACUGUUGUUCCUCUCACGAGGUUGCUUGCGCUCACGAUCUGCGAAACAGGCAAAUAGGAAAAGUUUUGCUAGUGUAAAUAGACUUGUCGGGCUCUCGUUGUCGUCGUCGUCAUCUUCCGACCACCGGACCUGAGCAAAAUGCGGACGGACAUGGCUGGGUGCUAUCAUCAUUCGUUCGUUAGUAUAUCUAACGUCUUGCACUCCGUCGUAUAUGGUGUUCCGGAGAAAUCAAUAGAAUUGUUUUAGAAGCUUCUCUGCACCCGGAACGAAGAACGUAGCAACGUCACCCAAAGGAGUCAAGCCAGUUGGGGUAUAACAUCUAGUCGUGGUGGAAUUAUUUCCGCUGUCAUUUUACGGAAGCCGCACUGCAAUCCAUAGAAGGGGGAGAAUAAGAAGACUGUUUACUGUUUGUGUGCUGUUAUAACCAGUUUCUAAAGCCAAUAAGAUCGUUUACAAGUGAUAAAUACACAUAGCUGCAAACAAACUAACGAAGCGGUGUCGACGUUUAGCGCAGAGGUGAUAUUUUUUGUACGCAAAAGUACGUCAAUUUGUUACAGAUAUCGUGGUAAGAAAUUUCCAAAGUUACGUAGUGAACAAUAUAGGUGAUCCCCUAGCCGCUCGUCGGUCCCAGGAAGUAGGAAUCAACGUUUCAGGUAGCCAAAUUUUCUACUGACACAAGAACACCGCAAGGCUCCGUACUUUUCGCCGCCCACGGGAGCCCCAGGUGACUGUUUUUCGGUCACCCCAAGCCUCGCUGUUGUUGUCUACCAAACUGAUCAAACUGGCGGCCCACAUUCACCCGACAGAAUCGCUCGCCGUGGCACACCACGGCGCGAUGUCGAUACCAAACGCUGCUGGCCAGCUGGAAGGCGCUCUGGCAGCGCCCAAGUACGGAACGCUCAUUCCAAACCGAGUCUUCGUCGGUGGCAUUAGUGGCGAUACGACGGAAGCGGAACUGUGCCGGCUAUUCUCCUCGUACGGCAACGUCAAGUCAACGAAAAUCAUCGUCGACCGGGCAGGCGUCAGCAAAGGCUACGGUUUCGUGACGUUCGAAACCGAACACGAAGCGCAAAGACUGCAGAGCGAUGUAAGUAUGAAGGGUGAUUGCAUCGUGCUGAGAGAUCGCAAAUUGAACAUCGCACCCGCGAUUAAGAAGCAAACAAUCUGUGCAACGAACGGUGCCGUGUACUACGCAGCCACUCCUCCAACGCCGACGAUCAACAAUAUCCCAAUCGAGCAGUUUGCGACAGUAUACCCGCCAGGUGUGCCAACUAUUUAUCCGCCAACGAUGCCGUAUCAGCCGUUUUAUCAGUACUACAGUGUGCCAAUGAAUGUUCCGACUAUUUGGCCUCAGAACUACCAAGACGGCAACGAGUACUAUUGAGCAAUAAGUUUGAUUUCUUUUGUUGACACGCGGACCACUUUCAGCCAGUUGCGACAGCGUUUUUUGUGGAUUGCACAGUUGACGAGAAUUUAGCUUUAAGAGAAAAAGAUGCUUUUUAAAGGAAGGAUACCUGUCAAAACCUGUUUAGUUUUCCCUUACUCAUGCAAAUCUCUAUCCUGAAACAGUAUCUUUUUCGCCAUGCUUGACAGCUUACUACAUAAGCAUUGUCUGAAUCGAAGCCAGACUUGAUCAUCAGAAUUUGAUUUACAUGUUUUUUUUUCUCUGUCUUUUUCCUGUUAUUGUCGUUCUCUCCUACAGGAAUCUACCCUUGUUAAAACAAAGAGAACAAACUAGACAAACAGAAACUUAUUUAUUAUCAUGAGUAAUAUUUAUACAAAAAAAAACAUCUAUAUAUAAAUAAACUAACUAGAUAAAAAUCCAUUAGCAUAAAUGAAGAACCUAUUAAUACAGAACAAAAAUGCAAUAAGUAGCAAAGCAAGAAGCCACAGAGCGAAGAAAAUGUAAUUAGUGAAUCGGAGCGCGAGACUUUCAGUGUGCAGCGCACACUACCACUACCGUACUGGGAGCGCAAUGCGGAAUGGUCUGUUUUUCUUUCGGUCGUAUUGUUUAGUAACAAUCAUUCGCCCGCGCAUUGUAUUGCUUCUAGCUACCCCGGCACACUGAACGGCAGAUCCGGAACCGGCACAGCACAACACUUAACGAGGAUUGUGGACGCACUCGCGCAGACAGACAGACGGGCAGGCACUCAUCAGAGUCUACCAACAUCGAAUAAUUUAGUCUAUAUUAUUACGUGAUUUAUACACAGAUAUAAAUUCGAAAUGGAAGACCUAUACACAAUCAUCUCGGACAAUUAGAGAUAGAAUUAACGCGCGCGGCUCCUCAUAUGCACAUGGAGGUAAAAAUAGGCAAAGAAACGCUACCCGACGAAAAGCGGGGGCACACGAAAAGAGAUCAAUGUAAGAAAAAAAACUUAUUUUCGAAAAUGGUUCUAUCAUAUUCAGUUCCUGUCCUGAAUGAUUUGCUGCGUUUUUUUAAUUCUUCGCGUCUCUGUCCGAUUCGGCACGGAUGAUGCGAAUAACUAAAAAUAACUGCUUCAGAGAAACUGACCUAACAAUUAGAGAAUGGGAUAAGGUAUAAGCUGUGGGACAAGAAAAGCGUUCCGAUUUUCUAGCGAACGAAGGGUAUUUAAUUAUUACACGGCUGUUGUUUCAUCCGAAAAAAAACGACAGUAAAGAACAAACUCAGAAAAGACAGAUCCCACUCGGUGGGCAAGACAACUUGUGAAUGAGAGAGUGUUAAACCGUGAAAUCGCAUGGGAGGAUAUAAUCCCUUGGCGAAAUGUUGAAUCUUUUUUUUUACUUUUCGAAGUAAAGCAUUGUUGAACCAUAUUACUAUUAACUUAUUACUAGCGAUUAUUGUAACUGUAAAAAAGAACAAAAAAAAACCUUUGGGAGAAAACCGGAGUCAGACAGUAGGUAGUUGUAGAUCUAACGCAAGCUAGCCGGUUGAGCCGUACAUUGGAAUAAGAAAUACGCAUAUUUGCAUAUUUAUGAUACAAACAAAGUAAAAAUAUAUAUACUUAUACAUAAAGGAUAUUAUAUAUACAAGCAGAAAAACAGCAUUCACUGAACAUCACGAGCACACAUACCUUGUUACACGGUAUAAUUUGUUCAUAGCUCUCACCGUGACACAGAGGACUAUGGAUGUGUUAUAAGCUUGUACUUAACACAUUUUCGGACGAAUAGUAUUCGAACAAACUGCUUAGUGCGCAACCGUUGUACUUUUCGAUUUCUCCGGAUGCAGCAAACUUCAUUUUCAACCUAGCAUUUGCUAGAUGCUUUGACGAGUGGAGUAAUUCCAAAAACUUCGAAAUUCGCUUGAGAUUGACGCUAAACUUAGGAAUCAUGAACAUCGUCAGUCUUUUGUUUGUCCCACAAUUGCCAGAUUGGAUAAUGUACCAACAUUGCUGCCUAGGAGACCACGACCAGAAAACUUUAUAAAAGAACGAUUGUUGACAGGCGGUUUACACGUACACACAAGGACACUUGGAACCAUUGUGAAUAAAAGCGCGUGUUUUCAAGCUAUUGGUUGUUGAAAUGUAUUUUGAAUGCAUGUAGUAUUCAUCAUAUCGUAAUAUUAUGAUCAUGAAAUUGCACUGUGUCUUUCGCGGUUGUCAGAGUGCGGUCGUGGUUUUUUGUACAGUUUGCCUUCCGGUGGUAGUCAGAGUAAAGUUUUUUUUCUGCAUUUUGGCUGGUAAUAGUUCAGUGAAGUUAGCGUUCAAUUGCUCUCCAGUUGUUGAAGAAAAAAGAAAACUCCAGCAUUGCUAGUGUAACUCUCUAGAAAAUCCGACUAAGCUAAAGCUUUUUUGAAUGUCGCCUAAUGCCACCAUGAGCUAAUUGUUACAUCGGUUUAGUUGGCGGAGAACAGCGAGUGAAACGGGUUGGUCAAAAUGUUUUUUUUUGUGAUCUUGGCCAUGUCACAUAUUCCAUAUAUUGCACGAAAGCUCAUGCAAAGUAUUUCGCAAUAAAGUAAAACUGGAGUCGGACGUAGAAGAAUUUAGCUAGAAGAGCCGCCAGACGAAGUUCCUUUCAUUUGCCAUCAAUCUUUUUUAUUACUUGUGCUUAUAUUCGACAGAUUUUUUGUUUCCUAAUGAAUUGUUGAAUACAUCUUGUGCAGCCGACAACAGCAGCAGCCUCAGCUGACAUCAAAGUCAGCUCUAGCCAUAGUCAGCGAAAGCAUAGGUUUAAAGAUAGCAUAUAGCAAAUAACUUGUUGGGCCGAAUAUUGAAAAUACAAACGACAUUGUUAAAUAUGCAUUAGUCCACAACCAUUGCAAAAAUGUUUUUUUUUCUUUUUAUAAUGAUAAUUUUAUUAUUGUUACUAGCGAUAUUGUUUUGUUAUUCAAUGCUAGUUUCCAAAGGUUUUGGCGCCAUUUUGUGUAUAAGUGAGAGCUACAAUACUUUUCUGAAGACAAAGUCUCACGAGUAUUCUCAUUAUUAUUAUCUUUUUUUUGUUAGAAAAAUGCACACGACAAGACGUACAUAUGUAGGGUAUACAUUUGGUAAUUUUUCAUACAACAAAUCGGUUGCUCAAUCCACUCCUCUGUUGUUUAUUCCGUGCAAAUGACGAAAUCUGAAAUUAUUCAACACGAAAACAGGUAGAUAUCGAGAUAUUACCCUGUCACCUGAAAGGGCAGCUGUAUAAAUCACUUAAAAUAAAACAUUAGCACUAAGUAACACGGAGGGAUGCAACCUCCUUAGGAUUGUAAGAGCAAUCAAAAAAACACGAUCAAAUAAAACAAUAAUAAUUUAUGUAGCCCACUAUACCAGUAAUACACUUACACGUACAUAAACUCAAAUGUAUACAUAAGUACUCUAGCAAGAAGAAUGUCGGACAAAGAACAGGCGAUUAGUAAACAAUGUCGAAAUUAACAGGAAAACAUUACUGAGACACACAUUAAUUGUGAACUAAAAAUUCUCAUCCAAAAUGAUCACAUACUCUAGACAAACAGAUAUUUAUACAAGAAACAAGCAAUUGAAAUCUUGUCGCACUAACGUAGGACAGACACAUGGAGUUCACUUUCUCACACCAGCACACAGACGAGAACACAACACCUAAAACAGAACUAAGCAGACAAAAGCAGCAGCAACAAGAACAACAACAACACAUUUUAAAUCGAAGGUUUCAAGCCGUGCGCGCAGAAGCAUAGCUGUUGCAAACAAAAAAUCGAAAUGUUUUGAUAUGAAAUUUAUUGUUAUUGUUAUCGAAACAACCCUCCCCCAAAACGGAUAACCCCAUGCCCCUCUGCUUCCAACAACCCCUAAACGACUAACAUCAGGACAAAAAUGUGCGAGAAUACGAAAAAGCAGCAUGGAAAAAGCGAUCUGCUCCUCCAAAAUUACUCAUUGAUUAGUACAACUGAUCAUUUGCAGUGAAUUGUGAAACUGCUUGGAAAAUAAAUUUUGAGUGCGCAGUGCCGUCAAGAAGCUGCUUUCCUCAUUGUGAUGCUGAAGAAAUAAGAAAAAUUUGCCAAAUUUGAUUCUAUGCCCAUUAGGAUGAAUUUCAUUAUCUGCGUACUGUCUGCAUCUGCUUAAAAAGAAGAGAUGCGCGUGAAAAACUAAACAAAACGAAAGCAAGAAAUUUGAAUAGCAGGCACAUUGCAAGAAAUACGAGAAGUUGUUUCUGUCGCUGGUACAUGUUACGUAACAUACAUUGAGAGGUGUUCGGAAAGGAAUUGAGAUACUAGGUCAACUGCAGUGGAAUUAUUUUUAAUUGGUUUGUCCUUUCACUAAAUAACGUUCUCAGAUGCAGUAUUUAGGUUUUUAUAAUAUCAACAUCAAAAUCAACAGAAUCAUUUUUGCUUUAAUGAUUGCUUGAGCACAAAAAAGUCUUUUUUCACGCUUUUUAUUGCGUAUAAAACGAGAAAGGAUAUCUUCGUUUGAAUCGAUUGUUUCAUAUUUGCUUUUAUGAGGUUAGACCAAUUUGAUGUCCCGAAGGUAAAGCUUGUAAAGCUUGUGCUUAGAAUGCUAUUAAAAUAUACUUUAAACUGAAGCCUUGGGGGUAAAAGCAAUUUUGAAUAGAGUACCGUAAACUGCGGUGAGUUUGAUCACUUUUUUGAAUAUAUCUUAAAUAUUUUAAGAAUAUAUUGAGUACAAAUUUUUUUUAAUAGUAUUAAAAUGAGCACAGGCAUGUAUUGAGAAAGAUCCAGUUACUGUUUCUAAAGUUUAGCCACAAUUCUGCCGUUUUUAAAUAUGGUCUAAAAUUUUUACAUCCUUCAUCUCUCCGAGGGACUUUGAUCUCUUCAUUGUUUUGAUGCAUUUGGAGUGAACUUUGCUACUUUAACAAAUUUGAACAGUCUAAACCGACUUAGUGUUUAUAAAUAUGAAAAGCAAUUUUGAGGGCCAUUCACAUUCUACGUGAAAAGUUUAUGUUGGCGUAUGUCUACGAUUCAUAAAAAAAAUUAGAAUAUAUAUGAACGAUUGCCCAUAGAGAGUAAAGAAGGUCCAAAGUUGCAUAUUACGUGACGCCUUGGGUUGUCGUUAAAAAGAAAACAUGUAAUAAGUUUGCAGCUUGUUGUUCUGAACCGAUUGUUUUUAUGCAAUUAAAAUCGCUCAAAAUCCAGUUUUUUUUUCAAUUCGUAUUUUCGCUUAAAAAACACUCUUCAAAUAGCAGGAAAUGCAUGAAUAGUACCAAUGUAGACACAUAUAAACACAAUUAGUAAAGACUACAAGAAAUCCCAAGUUCUACGAGCGAUUUUAUCACAAAUACAAAAAAGAUGUAGAGUGAUCAAAGUCGCCCCGCUAAUCAAAGUCACCCCAGUUUGCGGUAUUUGAAAUUUGUCAGGAAAAUGUUGAUUUAUAUUAACUAUUAACCCUUAAAGGCGCACGACGUUAAAAAAUCAUGUAAAAACAAAAUCUUUGUUUAACAGGUUACUGCUCUAAAACUAACCAAUAUGCAUAAAAAAAAUUAAAGAUUUACUUUUUAAUGUGCAAAUAUUACCAUGUUUGUUUUUCAACAACACUGUGACUUUAUCGCAGAAUAAAGUCUAAACAAUUACUUUUGUUAACAGUAACUUUAAAAUUUACCUUUUGUUAGUAUAAUUUCUAAUAAUCCAGACAUUUUCACUAACCACUAACCUCAUUUUGAAACUUAUUUUCAAAGACAGUCAACACCAGUCGGGAGUUUCGCCAUGUUUUUUUUUCGUUUCCAAGAUUUUGAUAGCAAAAAUAAAAACAAAAUAUUGAAAUAGAGUACUUCCAGCUGUUAAGUUUUCUUCGUUAGAGUCUAGAGAGCUGUUCCAAUGAAUUAUAUUACUAAAUACGUAUACUUUAAAACGUUUUUAGUAGUAUUGUUUUAAAAUGACAUUGCGCAUUUAAGGGUUAAUACUUGAAUUUUUUUUCAAAUUCUUCAAUUUAAAUAAAAUGUUCUAAAAAAAUUUCAGUUGUACUAAAUUUGAAUGCAAAAACAAUUUUGUUUUCGCUUUUUAGAGUCAUUCGCAUAAUUUAAACCUACAAUCAAUCCAAUUGUGAGUUAGAGACGGAUUUUUAAACUACGAAAAAUAUAUUCCAUUGGACGUAAUUGUUUUCCCGGAUUCGUCUACGAAAGUAUAGCCAGUAUAGCUAUUUUUCUGUCACUUACUAUAGCUCUGUUUAUCGACAGUAUAGCUAUAGAACUGUUUCAGCAAUCGAAAAUGACAAUGGCAGUGGGGACAAGUCACUGUAACGUGGGUUGACGCUUCCUUUUUAGGAGUAAUCGGGAGAAAAAUUAUUGAGUUCUUAUCAACUCAAGCUUGUAAUAUUCUCAAUAACCGUUUGAGUUAAGACUGUAAACUGCUCGCUUGAGCUUGGAUUAUUAUUUCCAAUUUAACUUGGAAAGUUCAUGAAAUUUUGCGUAAUGUGCAAACUUUUUACAUUUGAUAAACAACUGCAGUUGACUUAGUAUUUGGCGCCCGAGAGAACUCUUGAAUAAACCCGUUGAUCAUUUCCUUUACACUUCAACUCUUCCAUUGCACUUUGAAGUUUGAAUCGAAACCGAGAGAAAAAAAUGACUCAUCUUGACGUGCAGAAAUCACCACACUAGUAAAUAAGCUAAAACAUGUAGGCCCUAGAGUAACAACCAUCAGCAGCAAGAACAGUCCUCUAUAAAUGAAACUAACAAUUACACAUAUAUUAUAUUACGACAUUUCUAGCAGAUAAUAACACUUGAAAUUAUAGCGAUAAGACAAAUGCAAACAGGAAAUCAAAACGCAUAUUUAUAUCCCUCUAAAAGCUAAUAACCCAAGACAGCUAGAUCUCAGACGAAAACAGAAAACAAAAAGUCUUGCACGAAUGCCAUUAGCGAUCGAGAGCCAAUUGUGCUAACUAAUAAGUACGAAGUGAUUCGUUAGAUUUUAAAUCCAAUCGAUGCGCAAAGCAUAGAACUGAGAUUGCCCAUUAUUUAUGUGCUGUAACUGUCAUCCACAGACAAAAUGGUCGAUGAAAUGUAAAGGAUGGGUAAUAUAGUACCUUUUGAUUUAACGACGUAAAAACUUCUACUACUCAUGCAAACCAAAAUCGAAGCAGUGAUUCUAAUAACAUGUAAUAGGAAUAGCACUCACUCCAAUUCUAACACUUAACGCGCGAACAAGCAUGAAAACUAUAAACAAUUGAAAGUGAGAUAUUUCGCAUGCCGUCAGAAACUACUCCUCUCUUCUCUCUCUACGUAUAUCUAUCCAGAUGCAGAUACCGAUUCACACACAGACUUUCACACACACAAACAUACAUACAUAGACUCACUAAUAUUAGAAAGAUGGUAAAUAAAGAAAAACUCUUUUUAGUGAUAAUCUCUAUAUCUCUACGUGUAAGAAGAAGUCAGCAAGACGACAAGAAAAGGCGAUCAUUGUGACCGUGGCAAACUCUUUUAACAAAAAAAAGUAGAAUAAAUAUAAAGAAAAUAUAAAUAAAAACCGUAGAAUUAACAAAAGAAAUAUUGUCUCUAUUGAGAUUCAAAUAUAUGUAUUUAAAACAGAGAAGCAGAUGCAGCCGUAAGCAGAAUGGUAGUGUGGAGUAAAUGACGAAACGAGAAUGUAAUUUAUUUAUGCAUAACAAGUAAGCAAUAAAAUAUAUAGACAGAGUAAGGAAACCGGCGUAGGAUGCGCAUAAACGUAGCAGCAAAAAAAAACGAAGAUAAAAAUACAUUAACAUAACAUAAAUGAUCAUUAUAUACACUAUACAUCACACUAUUGACAUUUAUCCCAUUUCUUAAGAUGAAGAAAAAGGAGCGCAAGAGAUUCACUGCAAAAUAUAUUAAAAAAAUAAUAGUAGUAAUAAUAUUUUUACCGAAAUAACGAGAAUGCAAUUCCAGGUUGCACUAUAACCACAAAACAAGCAAAAAAGAGAACAUGUGGGACAGGCAGAGAAAGAAGAUGCAAGCAUAAAUCUAUUAGUAGAAUGGAUAUUAAUUUAUAAAUAGGAAAUUAUAAAGAAGAAAAACAAAGGAAGAUAUAUACACCCAUUUUCAUGUCUAAAAAAGAUGCAAAAAAGAAAAAAUAUAAUCUACUAAAAACAAGUCGGUGAUAUUUUUAGAAUAUAUUAAACGAGUAAGGAAAUUAUACAUUUACAUUAUAUUGAUCAAAAAAUGUUUGGGUUUUUUUAAACUGACAGACCGCGAGCAUAGCGAAACACGAGCAAAAACGUAUAGCGAGAACAACACGAUAAGUAACAGAGGAAAAGUCAGCACACAAUUCUAUCGUACGUUGGUUUGGAAUUGGUGAGAGCAGAAGCAGAGAGAUUGUGCGUAGCUAGCCCCCCAAAGCAGUCCGUUCAAGGUCGCGCGUCCUUGCGAGAUAGGUUGACAGCUAGUUGUUUCACUUGUGGGGGGAUGGUGCGUUUGCCCAGGACGACAUGCCACAUUCCGAAUGAAACGGCCCGGAAGCAUAAGCCAACCAACCUACCAGCCAGCCCCCCGUAUGUAUCAUGAUAUCAGAUGUCUUCCAAAAUGAAAAUCUUUACGAGUUGCGUUAGAGUUGUUACGUAUUGCUGAUUGUUGUUGAACCGGAUUCGUUCAAAUUUGAUUUGUAGCGUGUAGAAUUUUUUCGGCAUCACAGCGAAUUUGGUUAUAUAGCGAGUGAGAGUUUCGCGGGUGGCAACACCGAUAACGGGCUUAGGAUUUUCACGGAUAUUCGACGGUGAUCCGGAUGUGGCAGCCGAAAGGGCGUUUUCUCUGUGAAGGCGUUUGAUUCUUCGCGCGAAUUUCACGAAUCAGUAGAAUAGAAACAUUUACGAUAAAUUGAAUGAAGAUGUCAACGUGUGUGAAAUUCAAAAUCUUCAGUCUUAGAAUAGAUUAGUAUGGAACAAAAUGAAUAUUAUAAAAAUACUCAUCGACUGACAAGUUUGAUCUGACGCUCCCGUACUGGAUAUAUUUGAUGUAUUUGUGUUUCACACAAUUAAAAGUGUUAAAUCGUUGAUGAUAUCAGUCUAAUCGUUCUGGAUCUCAGAUUUUUUUCAAGCUUCAAGCUUCUUGAACUCCUAUGGCAGCGGUUCUCAACCUGGGGUACGCGUACCCCUGGGGGUACUCGAAAGCCUUCAGGGGGUACGCGAAAGAAAAAUCAGUAAUGGCGGACAAAGCAAUUAUUCUCUAUAAUACUUCAUUUGUUGGUCAAUCUAGCCCCUAAUACAUGACUGUUGCAAUCAAACAAGCUACAGUUUAAUUUGGAACCUUAACUAGACUACCACAACAUGAAUUACCAUUACUCUCUCCCACUCUGCAAGAACAUUCCAAGCCAGGAGGUACAAUUGAUAUGAAAAAUAUCGCCAAGGGGUGCGCGGACAAAAAAAGGUUGAGAACCGCUGUCCUAUGGUAUGAUAGCAAUACUCUUAACUAUGAUAUUCAAGGCUCAAUUUGUUCUUCAGAAACAUUCAAAUACUUCUCCUUCUAUGGGAUAAUGUAUUCUAGGUAAAGUUUCAGCGUACCGAAAAAAUUACAAGUGAAACAACGAAAGCAUGUCAAGAUAGUAGUUUUUUUUAAAUUAUUUUCAAACCAAUUUGAUCCAAAUCAUGGCAAAAAACAAAGCUGUUGUAUUAGAGGAAUGUUACGGGAUCAUUAUCUCUUUUUUCGGAAACCGAGUUCCAAUUCUUACUCACAUCAUUAAAAUUUUCGUUUGUUUAAGAUCCUAUUUAUCGAAUUUUCAAGAAAGUUGCUUAAAGAACGAAAAUAAUUCUACUCUCUUUGACGCUUUGUUCAUCCAGAUGAAUACCUAUAUAUCACCACAAAAAUCAUUCCAUUCCUGGUGGAUCCCGUGCAAAACAUACCUCUCUUAUAAAGCUAGACAAUAAUUAAAAUCGAAAACCAAAAUUUAAAUGUGAACUUGAGCAGAAGACAUGAUUUUAGAUGAGCAUUUUUUUGGUGAAUAUCUUAAGCAAGAAGCGCAAAUGCAAAUAUGUAAAAUGAAAACAAGAAAUUAGUCGCCCAUAUUCCCGGAAAAUCGAAGGCCCUAUAGUCUCUCACAAUCACGUGAGAAUCACUCGAUGCUUAAGGUGUGAGUGUGAGAAUAGGGUCUUAAAACCAAAAAAAAAAAUCGCUGGCGAUAAAUAGUUUCCUUUUGAAGGCGACGCACGCUGUUAUCAGUUACUAUUAUUUCCCAAUAAUCAAAUACUAGCAAACGGUAAGAUUAUUGAAUUUUUACAUCGGAAAUACGAGACUUCUCUCUCUCUCUCUCUCUCUCUCUUUUUCUCUCUCUCAGAAGCAAAGAAAUUAUCGGUCUUAGUAGAUUCUCUUGCCAAAAUAUAAGCUAUACAUAGUUGGUACUUAUUGGGAGGAAAGAAUUUAGGGGAUUUAGUGAGCACCACCUAAGCAAGGUGGGUGUGCGCGACACGUUAGAAAAUUUUAACUGAGAUUAGCAUAAAGUGAUAGCUGCACGCUUUAGUCGCGAUUAUGUUGAUGAUCUAGUAUAUCUGCGAUGGGCUAAGUGAGGUUAUGGUUACGCUGGCUCAUCAUGCUUGUCUAAGUUAUUUAUUUAUUUUAACCUAUUUAUAUCGCUUAGACUAAUUCGUUACGGAACGCAUCGAGAUCCUUAGUUUCCUAUAAAUAGAAGUAUAAUUUGCAUUGAAUGAACAAACAACUGAACUGCCAAAUUACGAAACUAAAUCGGAUGCAUUAUGUAAAGACCAUUGGCUUGUUAGUAUACCUACGAUUGUUUAUCUUCAAUCACGAGUAGCUCUUACCUGUGUAUACUGUUCAAAGCAUGCUUUGAUCCCCCCUCGGCAUUGCGUUUCAGUUUGGUAUUUUUGAUCUUUUAGCGCAACGCAUGUUAGACAAACUGAACUAAAAUGAGAACAAUAACGACAAACCCAGACAAGAAACGAAAUUAUUUUAAUCCCAAAAGCAAUAAUAGCAGUGAAACUCUUGAAAAAAAAAUACACAAAAUUUGAACAACCUGAUUUUUUCCAUCGAAGUAAACUGAAAAGAAAAUACUUACAUUUGCUAGUAAUAAAGUAUAAAAAAAACUUGUUAUAUUUACUAUUUGAAGGAAAAAAAAAACUGAUACCUUAAUACUGUAGUGAAUACACAUAACAGCAAAAAGGGCACUCUAGCGUCCGAUCGUGUCGAAUGCGAUGGAUGAAAUUUUACGACUAAAAUACUAGCUAAGAGUACGUGUAAAAUGAAGCAAACAUCUUUAAGCAGAAUAAAAAUGAGUACAUAUGGUUGUGUCAAAAAGAAAAAAAAAUAUACAUGAUGAAGCAUGCGAUUAAAACACAUGAAAUAAUACACAUUAAAAUACAACUAAAUAUACUACACAUAUGAGUAAGUAAAAUCAAUAAACUAAACUAUAUAGCAAGGAGAAUCGAAUAAACAUAAAAAAGAAGAUAAAUACAAAUAAAAAAAAACCAACUAGAUUAUUUAUACACUUGCGGAUAAUUAUUAUUGUCUCUGAAAUUGGUUCGAUUGGCUUGACCAGUCUGCGUAAAGUUUCUAUUCCCUAACUCCCACCCCUUCCCCCUUCAACCAGGCGAAAUGAUACCGGAAGCGAAAGCUAUCAGCAGGUGACAGCCGCCUAGGGCUGAAUGUGAUUCGGCAACUCUCCGGUGAAGUGUCUUGUUUUGAAUGCACGUGUCAUCGAAAGUUUUGCGUUCAGUUUUUUCGCCAGCCUUCUGUGAUUCAAAUUGUAUGGUAAACGGCACGACGCAAACGACUCCUUCCGGUAUCGGUCCUAAUCGUUGAGUUUCGGUUUUACUUUCUCAAAUCUCAGUUGACUUUUGAAACAUCCCACAAUCAAAAUUCGGUGAGCCCUUCUUAGUUUUCUCCUAGGUUGGCUAAUGAUACUUGAACAAUUUCCACUAAAAUCUUUUAUAUAUUAAUAAGCUAUAAAUUUUAUAUAUGAAAACAUAAUGUGAUAGAAUUAAAUUAUAUAUAUAUACUAUUGUACUAUAAAAAAAACAAAUCUAAAACUGGUAUAUAUACACAAAAAAUAUAUUAAGUCGAGAAUGAAGCAAAUAUAGUAACAAAAAAAAAUAUAUCCGAAGCGGUGGAAUAUUUUACUUCAAAGAAAUCUUUAUACCCCUAUAUAAAAUAUUACUAGCAAAGAUAAAAAGAAGGUACGAUUCUUCAGUGUAGUAUCGCAGAAUCAGAAAUACAAACAAAAACAAACAAAAAAAAACAAAUCCAACGCUAAAACUAUAUAUAGCGAAAUGACACGUUAAGGUGGUAAAAGAAUACAAUAACCAAUCCUGUCUAACGAAAUCAAACAACAAUUUUGUCACUCUAAUCGCAUAUUUUUCUACUAGAGCAAAACUUACGGAGAAAAUUUGUCUAGCAAAAGCUUAUACUUUCGGUCAAUUUCGUGCUAAACGCGAGUCUUUUCUCCUCUCUUCCACUUGAGUUUUAAGUUCGAACUACCCUUUGAAUCAAUUAAUGAAAAUCUGUCAAUUCUUCAAUUAAAAAAACUAAACAAUUGAGUCAAUCAACUAGAACAUUGAAUUGAGUGUCAAUAAGCCUAAAUGUAAUGUUUUGAACAUUAAAAAAAAGCAAAAACCAUUAUACUAAGUAGUCGUAUGAAUCCAAUCUAAAAGCAAUUACUUACGAUAUCAAUUAAUCAAAAGAAGUCAAAUAACACUGAUCCAAUCUGAGGAAUCAAUAAACUUGGAAACUUCAGAGCAAUUAAUCCAUUUCAAUUAUCUUUAUCAUACCGAAGUUCCCCCGACUGUAACAGCGGGGGACAUAGCAGAACAACCACUCGCUAAAAGCUAUCUUAGUUGCUAAAAUAAUCCACUGAUAAUCUACCGAUCGAGGUGUAAUCCCUUACUUUAACGAAAAUAGUAUAAAAAAAACAUACACACACAGAGCGGUCUAACAAAUCUCGUUAGCUCUUCUUUCAAGUUUGACAAAUUUUAGACAAAGUGACGAAGGAAAUAUUAAAUAAAUUAACAAUGGCACAGCCUUUUGCAAUACUUAUGACUACAGAAGAACAUCAUACAAUGGUACGGAUUAAAACAAAACAAAAAAAUAGUUCUAUUACUACAAGCAUGAACAAAACGCCUAGUGCUCACACACGGGUGGUCUCUUUUAGCUACUUUUAACGGGAUUAAAAAAAAACACAGCGUAGACAGUGAAACAACUCUUACAUAUACCUACUAAACACAAACAAACGAAGAAAAAUAAUCAAAAGCAAAUGCAUCUUAUUUAUCUAACCUGCGAAUGCGCAAAAUAAGAGAACGAAUCACUUUUAGCCAUUGAAAACGAAAAAACCUGUUAGCAGGUGUAAUGAUCACUAGUGAAAGAGAAAAUAAUCAGCAAACCUUAAACACUUUGAUAAUUAAUUAUCCUUACGCUAACCAAGACGAAACAAACCUAGAGUUCUGUUCAAUCGAAGUUGCAGACGAUCGUAAAACGGUCGGUUCCCCCUUGCUUUGGUUUGUUGUUAAACUUCAACCGCUUCUUCGCGUCCUGCUUAAUCGUGCCGCAAAAGCGUCUCAUUUUUAUUUAAUUUGUAUUUAUUAUUUAUUUUUUAGACUCAUUACCUCAUAACCCUAAAAGUAAACCAAUAGAGUAACAGCCAGACAGUCACUGAAGGUACGUCGUUAAGUUUGUGAAGAAGAAAAAAAGUCGAGAAAAAUCCUACACCUUUCUCACGCUGCAAAAAAGAAAAGACCCGGCUAUAUUCUGUUAUUGAGAUGACCAGAAUCAAAUUUUAUGUCCCAUUUCGUAGUGAAUGGAUAAAAUAAAAAAAAAAACCUACACAUAAUUCACACAUGAAAAAGGCUGUAAUUUUAAGAAGAUGGCGAGAAAGCGAAUAAAACAUAUAAAAAAAGAAUAAAACAAUAAAUAUAAUUCUUAGAUUGUAUCUGAUGAUCGACAGAAGAUAGAAGAAAAUCAUUUGAACAGAAGUAACUUAAGGCAGAAAACCACACACACACACUAUGAAAAUGGCUAUUGAGGUAAGAAAUAAGUAAAAUAAAAAAAAAAGCAUCUCUAAAAAUAAUUAUGAAAUGAGAGAAUAGGUAAAGAUGGAAAUGUAACGAUAAUGUCAAAUGUAUUUAAAUGUAAGUGAAACAAUACAAAAGAAAAAUAAAACCUAUACAUAAAAGAGAAGAUGAAAAAGUAAAA
Molecule: messenger RNA, 16406 nt
Organism: Wyeomyia smithii (pitcher-plant mosquito)
Lineage: Eukaryota; Metazoa; Arthropoda; Insecta; Diptera; Culicidae
Product: protein boule
Exons: 8
Coding region: 1759-2307 (182 amino acids)
Molecular function (GO): RNA binding
Source: RefSeq, a predicted model, not a curated record